AUCUUAAGUGUGAGUUUUAGGUUCUAGAUAUUUAAUUAAGUGUGUCAUAUCUUAAUUAAAUUCUAGAUUCAAACCCCAAGUUAGGAUAAGAGUGUGUAAUAUCUCUUAAACACCAACUUGGUUUAUCCAUCCCUAAUUUUCUUCCAUUUCAUAUCCCCCCAUUUCUCCUUCUUAAUCCUAUUCAUUUUCUUCCAUAAAAUACCAAAAAAAAAAGAACUCCUAAAACACCCUCCAUACUUUCGCCCACUAUUUCCCUUGCAUUUUCCUCCGCACAUCCGCCACUAAACUAAAUUAUCAACUUGAUAAGACCCCCGGUUCACCCCUAACAGUAAGCCAAUAACUUAAAUUGUGACAGAGAAUAGUAUUAUAAUAGUCUUUGUAUUCUUUAACUUAUUUAAAUUGAGAUAGAAAGAAUAAUAGUCUUUUGUAUUCUUUAAUUUAUUCAAUUUGGUCUUUACGUUUAAUGUUCAACGUAAUGCAAUGAUGAUUGUAAAACGUCAAAUAGGAAGAAAAAAAAAUUUCGAAUUUUAUUUUCUCGUAUUGUCUUUUUGUUAUUGUUUUUAUUUAUUUUUUUCCGCCUUUCUUUCGCCUAUUGUGAGAUGAGUGAAAUAAUUGAAAAUGAGGAUAUUCAAGUAGCUUCAAAUAGAGAAGAAUCGUUGUUGCUAAUGUUCAUCAAUGUCGGUGAAGAGAUGGGUGUAUAUGAUUUGUAUGAAAUGCCAUUGAUCACCGCUCGUAUGGUCUUCGUCUCACAUCUGUUAAGCUUGGACCCCAGCUUCCAUGAACUCACAUUUGGAAUUCAUUAUUAAACUCUAGAAUAUAUUUCAGAGCGUUACAGAUCUGUCUACUUUAAAAUGGAUUGGCAAUCUAAAAUUGAAUAUAUGGUCUUUAAACUUAUUUUUCUUAUGUCUUCCCUCUUAUCUUCGUGUGGAUGAGACAUUCAUGGAAACUGGGGUUUUGAAAUUUUAUGGAGGUAGAGUGUUUAUUAAGAUAUAUACCUAAUACACUUAGGUUCCAUUUGGCAUCAGCGUUAGCUAUUAGUGUUAACAUUUUGAAAAGACUCUCUGACGGUAGCUUUCAGAGUUAGCGUUUUCAAAAUUAAUCUUCAACAUUAAAAUCUUAUCCAAAAUGCUAACUAUAAUUUAAAACGUUGUUUCCAAACAAACCUCUAAUAUAUUAAAGACCAUAUCCUAGCUACUUCUGAGCACUUAAAACGUUGAAAUUUUAUGAUUGAACAAAGAAUACGAGGGAAAAGAAAAGACAAAAAUAAAUAAAUAAAACUAUUUUUAGAAAAUUAAUUCCAAGACGUUAGAAAGAGAAUGAUCGGUUUGGCGUCUCUAAUUCCAUGCCAAAAGCUACUGCGUAGCUCUAAAAAAUAAAAAUUUUCCCAGUUUCUUGAUCGUUUUCACAAUUCUGAAAAGUGAUCAAUCCGUCGGGAGACAAGAAGUCCGGUCAACGGCGGAAAUUCCACGCCAUCGGAAAAAAGAUCCGACCUUUGGGAUUCUGAAAUUCUACACAAAAAAGAGAUCGAAGACCCGACUUACAUAGCGGAAUUUUUGAGCUUUGUGCCUUUGCUCCAGAAAUUGCCCAGAAAUUCUGUCCAGAAAAUCGCACAGCUAGUUGAAGUUAAGAAUUAUGGUCAAUUUUUACUUCCCCUCUAUGUAUAUUUCUCAGUUUUUACCAUUUUGUAUAUGUUCCAUUAUAUUUGUAUCAUGUCACAUUUGUGUGGUUCAUAUUCAUAUUUACUUUUUAGCAUCAAUAUGAAUCAUAGAUUCUCAAUUUUUUAAAUUUUCAUAUCACCCCUCAUUCGUGUAAUAUUUGUGUGGUUCAUAUUCAUAUUUACAUCCUCUUUCUGAGCUUUGGUAGAUUAUAGUAAUGUCUUUGAUCAGCAAGGGAAUUGUUCUGCACUCUACAAGAAUUUUUUUACCCCACAUCCCUACUGUUUUAAGAUUUUAUUGGGUUGUUGUUGUUGUACUCCUAGUGGAUGUAUGAUAUUCUUGUGCCUACGGUUGGAUGAUAGAAUAAUCUUUACUAGUAAGUUAUGGUUUAGAUGAUUUUGCUUCUUUCUCAUGUGUUUCUGUUUAUGCAAAGUUGAUUUUCUUUUAUUGGUUUUUUCAUUUUUUUCCAAAAUGGUUGACAUUAGAGAAUCUUUAUUUGUUUGGCAUAUCUUCAUUGUGUCUAUUAAAUCUUCUUUUGUAUAUUCUAUAUAAGAUAGGGGUGAUUAUGUCCUGCGCAAAGGGGAAGCAGGGGAUGGAAUUUACUUCAUUUGGGACGGCUGAAGUCUCUGGCCAUGCCGAGGAAGACAACCCUACAAAAUAUCAAUUAAAAAGAUAUGAUUAUUUUGGUCAUGGCCUCACAUCAUCAACCCAGCAUGCCGGUGUGGUCGCUCUCACUAAACUAACCUGCUUGUUGCUGCGCCAUGAACAUUGUAACCUGCUACAACCCAUAUCAAUAUGGAAUGCAGACAAAGCAGUGGAGAAAUGCUCCCUAGUGGAGUACAUUUUGCAUUUGGAACCAUUGAAAGUGGAUAUUUUCCAAGGGAUUACGUUGCCUGAUGCUCCUAAAUUUGGUAAAGUAUUUGGAGGCCAAUUUGUGGGGCAGGCAUUAGCAGCAGCCACAAAAACUGUCAAUUGUCUCAAGAUUGUUCAUAGCAUUCAUGCCCACUUCCAUCUCGGUGGGGAUGUUGAUAUACCAAUAAUGUAUCAAGUACAUCGUGUGCGUGACGGGAAGAGCUUUGCAACAAGGAGGGUAGAUGCAAUACAGAAGCAGAAGGUUGUAUUUACUUUAGUUGCUUCAUUUCAGAAAGAAGAAGAGGGAUUUGACCACCAGGAUGCAGAAAUGCCUAUAGUGCCGGAUCCAGAAACGCUUCUGUCAUUGGAAGAGAUACGUGAAAGGCGGCUCACUGAUCCUCGUCUUCCCGGUCCCUAUAGGAACACUUUAGCUACCGCGGAAUUUGUUCCAUGGCCAAUAGAGAUAAGGUUUUGUGAUCCUAAUGUAACCAGCCAGACUAAGAGCCCUCCAAGUUUGAGGUUCUGGUUUAGAGCAAAGGGAAAUCUCUCUGAUGAUCAAGCUUUGCACCGAUGUGUUGUGGCAUUUGCGUCGGAUCUUAUCUUUGGUGAAGUAGGUAACAAUCCUCAUCGCAAGAGAGGGCUGAAUAUUGCGACUAUUAGCCUCGAUCACGCGAUGUGGUUUCACAGGCCUCUUCGCGCUGAUGACUGGAUAUUGUUUGUGAUUGGGAGUCCAUCGGCAUGCAAUGCGCGCAGUUUUGUUUAUGGACAAAUGUAUGAUCGGACAGGAAUGCUUGUGGUGUCACUCACGCAAGAGGCGUUGCAGCGAGUGGUCCCGCCUGCUCAAAAGCCGAACGGACAGUCAAAGCUCUAACUCAUAUCAAUGGAAGUAUUUGGGGUCUCAUUCCAUCCAAAUCCUCUAACUCAGAAAUCAUAUAAUGUGUAAUUUCUUUUCUUGCCUUUGAUUUUUAGACUGCAUGUUAUCUUUUGGAGUGAUUGGUUUUCUUGAAGACAUAUUACUAUGGUGAAAGCACACUGAUUUUCCUUUUUUUAAAAGUGGAGUUAUUCUCGUU
Molecule: messenger RNA, 3577 nt
Organism: Cuscuta campestris
Lineage: Eukaryota; Viridiplantae; Streptophyta; Magnoliopsida; Solanales; Convolvulaceae
Source: the annotation of a GenBank genome assembly